AUGGCGGCCGAGCCGAGACGGGGCUCUUUCGCCGAGCUGGUCGCACAGGCCACCCGCGCCGGGCAGGCCGAACACCUGCCGCUCCUGGCUCGCGCCGGGGUGCGCAAUCUCCAAGGCCUGGUGGGCUGCCAUGACGGCCUGGUGGCGGCGGGCCUGCCGCCGGAGGCUCUCGAAGCCAUGCUGGCUCGCCGGGGGGCGGUGUCGACUCUGGCCUUGGUCGCGGCCGGCCCCGACAGGCCCGACCUACCGGCCAGGCGGGCGGAGGCGCGGGCGUCCCUGGCCGCCGCGGUUGAGGCGGUUCGCCCGGCCAACGUCAAGAGGGCUAUCGCCGAGCUUCGGGGCGACAUGCUGGCCAAGACGACUCGGGGGCCAUACGAGUCACGCCUCAAGACCUGGAACAGGCUCGCCUAUGAGGGCGAGGUGGCGCACUGGCCGAUCUCGGCGCACGUCCUCGAGGUCAUCGGGGCGGGCUUCAAGAAGGGCGCCUACCGCAGCGCCAAGGAGUACUUCCUCGCCGCCUUCAGGCACCAGGAGGACGAGCUUCGCAUCGCCGUCGACCCGCUCCUGCGGCGCCUGGCUAAUCGGAUCAUCCGGUCCGUGGAGGCCUUCCCCGUACUCGCCCUGGUGCCGCUUGUCGCCUUCGCCGACGCCGAGCCCUUCGACAUCUCCCGCCCGGCCCACUCGGUGGACGUCUACAUCAUCGCCGUUUGGUUCAUGUUGCGCGAGAUCGAGGUCGCGGCCGCCCGGACGGCGCAGGGCGGCGAAAGGACGCUCACCCACAGGUCUCUCCAUUGUGCCUGCGGGGCGACGACCCACCCUCUCUGCCCGCUGCAUGCGGCACGCCGCCACUUGCGCCGGAUGGACGCGGCCGGGUUGCUCGCGUCCUCGGCCCCCCUCUUCCCGGGCACGGGGGGGGGGACCAGGUCCAAGGAGGACUCGGUACACUUCCUGAACGCCGUCCUGCGAGCCGCCGGCCUGGCCACGACCUUCCUGGACCAGGCCGGGGCGGAGAAGAACAUCUUCGGCGGUCACGCCUGCCGGGUGGCGGGGGCCACCUUCCUGGCCGUCAAGGGCAUCCCUCUGGCCGUCAUCCAGCUGCUGGGCCGGUGGUCGUCAAGGGCCAUCGAGCGGUGUACGCAGGCGGCAUUGGUGCUCGCGCCGGGGUCCGUGGCGCGCGCGCUGGGGUCCCAGCAGCCCGACCGGCGCUGGGCGCACCGGCGAGAUGCAGCUGAUACCCGCCCGGUCGCAAAAGACCGCCAGGAAGACGGCCCACCUGGGGCACAGGGGGCUGCCCAGGGAGAGGGGUCCGAGCGCCCGGCCUUCGAGUGUGUGCCGGAUCUGGCCCCGGCCAGGGCGGUGCCGGCGGGGGACGCCGGGCCCGACCAUUAG
Symbiodinium sp. CCMP2456 is the source of this 1389-nucleotide messenger RNA. The record is from the annotation of a GenBank genome assembly. Lineage: Eukaryota; Dinophyceae; Suessiales; Symbiodiniaceae.